This is a messenger RNA of Aspergillus homomorphus CBS 101889, 3495 nucleotides long. Its product is annotated as regulator of nonsense transcripts 2. Gene Ontology annotation, cellular component: exon-exon junction complex; cytoplasm. The coding region runs from base 1 to 3495 and encodes 1164 amino acids. NCBI's taxonomy places the organism in Eukaryota, Fungi, Ascomycota, Eurotiomycetes, Eurotiales, Aspergillaceae. The transcript is spliced from 8 exons. Gene Ontology annotation, biological process: nuclear-transcribed mRNA catabolic process, nonsense-mediated decay. The record is from RefSeq and is a predicted model, not a curated record. Gene Ontology annotation, molecular function: protein binding; RNA binding.
AUGGAUCGUCACCGAAAGCGGGAACUCCGCAAUUUCAACGAGAAAGCCUGGGCUGGCGAGACUGACAUCUUCCCCGUCAGCAAAAACCUCGAUUCCGCCCUGAAGAAAAACACCGCCUUCAUCAAGCGUCUCCGCACAGGGAUCAAUGCCUCCGCCCAACAGACCUUCCUCGCCGACAUCCGCACCCUAUCGCUCCACAAGUACCUAUCGGAGAUCAUCUCGGCCUGCUACGAGGGGCUCUGCAAGCUCAAGUCGCCCGGCGAGAUCGCCACGGGAGUUGAGAUCGCGAGCGCUCUGCACCAGCGGUUCGGCCCCGGCGAGUUCACGCGCCAGAUCGGAUGGCUGUUGGGCCGUGGCCUGAGCACGCCGGACAAGGGCCAGCUUAAGGCGCUGAGCCAGGAGGUGCGCGAGCGCGAGGAGAAGGAGCGGCUGUCGCGCCACCGGGUGCUGCUGCGCGUCGUCACGGAGCUCUGGCUGGUGGGCGUGCUGCGAAUGCUGGACGAUAUCGAUCGGCCGGAUGAUCUGGGCGCCGCGGCUACCAAGGGCGGCAAGGAUGCUGGUGUGGUGGGCAAGGCGACCGACGGGCCCGUGAAGAGCAAGGCGCCCCCUUCCGCGGCCAACAAGGAUGGUGCCGGCGAGAAGGAGUCCGAGCCGUUCCCUAUGGAAGUCCUCAAGGAUCUUCUGGGUCAUGAUCGCGAGCAUCUGAACUUGCCUCUCGCGGUCUUGUUUGUCAAGAGCUUUAGCUGGGAUGUGCUGGGGACUAAGUUGGUGGAGGAAGGGCGGAAGACCGUCGAGGCGGACGGCGCCACGACAACUACUACCACGAAUGGAGCCUCCGGGGAUGCGGUGAAUGAUGGGGCUGAUGGUGAGGCGGAGGAGAAUGACCCCCCGUUGAUUCCCGAGAAGCUUCAGCUGCGUUUCCGCCAUAUCUUGAACCGGUACUUGGAUGACGUCAAGGCGCAUGUUGUUCGUGAUCAGAGAGCGUUGGCGGCGCAGAGCCGGCGCAAUGCCGAGGCGUACGUGAAGAGUGGUGAGAUCUUUGAGGACCGCCAGGCCAACUUCGAGAAGCAGACCAAGUCGCUGGAAAAGCUGGUUGCCAAUACCCAGGUUCUAUGCGAGGGUCUCGGGGCGGAAAUGCCGGCCUUGGCCGAAAAGGAAACCACCGAUGCGGCAUCGGCUGGUGGAAUCGGGCUGGUCAAGACGACUGAGUACCUGCGUGGUCAGGGUGAAGGUGCUGGCAUCUGGGAAGAUGAAGAGGAGCGGCGCUUCUACGAGAACCUAGUUGACCUCAAAGGCAAGGUGCCGGCCGUGCUCUUGGAGGAUGGCAAGAAGAAGAAGCCCGAGUCUGACGAGGCAGCCAAGAAGAAAGGGGAAGGGGAAGAGGCAGCAACCGCAGAGAAACCUGAGGCUGUUGCCCUGGCCCCAGCAUCGGAGGAGAAGAGUGCAGAUGCCGACGAUCAAUCUGCAGCUUUCGUCAGCAAGACCGUGGGCGCUCAGGUGGAUGCGCUCCUUGCCAAGUUACCCGACUUGCAGACCAAAGACCAUGUCGAUCAGAUGGCCUUGGAUUUCUGCUUCCUCAACUCGAAGGCGUCGCGCAACAGGCUUAUCAAAGCGGUUUCGGAUGUUCCCAAGGGGCGUAUUGAUCUCUUGCCACUGUACUCCCGUCUGGUCGCCACGCUCGGGCAGUAUAUGCCUGACAUCCCCCAGGGAUUGACUACAUACCUUGAUGAGGAGUUCAGAAGUCUUCAGCGCCGAAAGUCGAAGGAGUUCUUGGGGCAGGUCCGGAUGAGCAAUGUUCGCUAUCUGGCGGAAUUGACGAAGUUCGGUGUUGUUCCGGAGCACAUCAUCUUCCAUUGCUUCAAGGUUUCAUUGGACGAUUUUUCACGGAUGAACAUCGAGAUCAUCGGCCAUCUCCUGGAGAAUUGCGGUCGCUACCUCCUCCGCAACCCGGAGACCUCACCGCGGAUGGCCUCUUUCCUGGAAACGCUGGGAAGGAAGAAAGCGGUGCAGCAUCUUGGCCAACAAGAGCGAAUGAUCAUCGAGAAUGCUGUUUACUACGUCGAUCCGCCACCGCGGCCUGCCAUCCAGCAGAAGGAACGCACGCCCAUCGAAGCUUAUAUCCGUCGGUUGGUGUACCUGGACAUGAACAAGCGCAACUACACCAAGAUCCUGAAGUCGAUCCGCAAGCUUCAUUGGGAAGAGGGCGAGGUGGUCGACAUUCUUGAGAAAGUCUUUAGCAAACCAGUCAAGGUCAAGUAUGGUAACAUCCAUUUGCUCGCGAUCUUGGUCAGCGCUCUUUACCGGUACCACCAGGAGUUUGUGAUCGGCGUUGUGGACAACGUUCUCGAGCAGAUCACCUUGGGUUUGGAGCAGAAUGACUUCAAGUUCAACCAGAAGCGUGUUGCUGAGGUUAAGUACCUUGGAGAACUCUACAACUAUAAAAUGAUCGACUCGCCUGUGAUCUUUGAUACCUUGUAUCGCAUUGUCACCUUUGGCCACGAAGGCGGAACGCCGAUGGCGGGGAAGAUCAACCCGUUGGAUUUACCCGAUGACUUCUUUCGUAUUCGUCUGGUCUGCACGCUGCUCGAUACAUGCGGUCAUUGCUUCGAUCGUGGGUCCGCUAAGAAGAAGCUCGAUUUCUUCCUCACCUUCUUCCAGUACUACAUGCAUACCAAAGAUCCCUUGCCUAUGGACGUUGAGUUCCUUGUUCAAGACACCUACUCGAUGACUCGUCCUCAGUGGAAGCUGGCGGCCGACCUUACCGAAGCCACUCAAGUGUUCGGAGACGCAGUCGCGCAGAAUUACAAGAUGCAGGAUGCUGAGCGGCCUGCGGAAGCCGAGGAGGAGGAUGCGGAAAGCAGCUCUUCUGACGAUGAUUUGGAGGAGGAUGCUAUUCCCGAGGCGGAGGAUGAUCAGGAGUCCAGUGAUGAAGCCGAGGCGUCCGGCGCGAACGCUGAGAACACCGGCGACAGCGAGUCCGAGGAUGAACAGAUCUUCGUCACCCGGCAGGAAGAGGAACGUGACCCGGAGGCGGAGGCCGACUUCGAUCGCGAGUUCGAAAAGAUGAUGUCUGAGAGCAUGGAAUCGAGGAAGUUCGAGCGCAAGGGCGUGUUCGACAUCCCUCUGCCCAUGAAGCGGUCUGGUCGUGAGGCUGCCGCGGAAAGCGUCGCGGAGCCUCCCAAACCUACCACCAACACCGUGGCAUUUUCGCUGAUGACGAAGAAGGGCAACAAGCAACAGACUCGCACUAUCGACUUGCCGUCCGAUUCCAGCUUCGCGGUGGCGAUGAGAAGCCAGCAGCAAGCGGACCGGGAGGAGCAACAGCGGAUCAAGAACCUGGUCUUGAAUUAUGAGAUGACCAACGAAGUCGAUGCCAAUGCCGAAGCUGCGGCCGAGAAACGCUCACCCCAUCGUGAUACCCGCCUCGACAAGUCGGGCAGUAACAGAAUGGCCUUCCGGUCUCGGAAGCUUCAGCUGAGCGACGUGAACUGGUAG